UUCUCUCUACCAACUUCCUUCCUUCUUUUUCUUUCCUCUCUCUCUCUCUCUAUAUAUAUAUAUAUAUCUAUAUCUAUCUUUCUCCGCCACCGCCGGCACGGUAGCUAAUUUUCCGGCUACUGGUAAUCUUCACUAACCUCACAUUUGUCUUCUAAAUUCUUACUAGGACAGAACAUAAUUUUUUGAAGGUUGAUCUUCAUAUGCAAAUACAUUGUUUAAGGUAAAGAAUUGAAAUCAAGUUUCAACCUCAUAUAUUCCAAGUAAUGUGAUAAAGGACGAACCUUUAGAAUGGUCUGAAGCUGUGGGUUAAUGUAUGAACCUGGUCUCGAAACACGAGUUUUAAGUAUCGGGUAUCAGAUCAAGUGGCAUCUUAUGCGUUUUCUGAUGAAGAGCGUUUCCCAGAGGUUAAUAUUAAGGGUUUCUUUUUUGGUUUGUGUUUAACUUAAUUGCACAGAAGUUCAUACAAACUUUAGCUGCAUUUGUAUGAGUUUUAGGUUCAAAAGCAUUGAUCUCUCUAUUAAUUAGUAGUAAUGAAGAAAUGGUACAUCUAUGUCUUAUCUGUAUCUUUGUUAACAUUGGCUGUAUUCGGGUACUUUGUUAUGAAAAACCCAAUUAGAGAAUCAUAUAUCUCACCAUCUACAUACUACAACACAACAAACCCUCUAGAAUGGAUAAACUCUGGUGCACCCCCUGUUCAUAAUCCAGGAAGUGACUCUCAAGUUGUAUCGGCUGAUGAGAUAGUAUCUACCCUUUUCACUCAAAGAAACAUCUCUUUUGAAGAGAAACAACCAUUGCAUACAUGGAACCAUUUAAGACAUUUAAUUAGUCAUGAUCGGGUUCUUCCUAACACAGUAGAGGCCAUCAAGGAUGCUGGCAUUGCAUGGAAUAAUCUUAUGACUUCAGUUGAAGACGAGAAACGUAACAUGAAUAGGAGUUCAGGUGACAGGAAAAAAGAAAAACAGUGUCCUCAUUUUCUUAGUAACAUGAAUGCCGCGGAGCUUAAUGAUACUGGAUAUAAGUUGAGAGUUCCUUGUGGUCUAACUCAGGGUUCAUCGGUUACAUUUAUUGGUAUUCCGAGUGGUCUUCUUGGUAACUUUAGAGUUGACUUGACCGGCGAGCCUCUUCCGGGUGAACCAGAUCCUCCUGUAAUAUUGCACUACAACGUCAGGCUCCAUGGUGACAAAAUAACUGAAGAGCCUGUAAUUGUCCAAAAUACUUGGACAAUCGGUCAUGAUUGGGGUGAAGAGGAACGUUGUCCACAUCCGGAGCCUGAAAAGAAUAAGAAAGUGGAUGAAUUAGACCAGUGCAGUGAGAAGGUGGGCAAAGUUAUAAAUGGGUCAAAGUCAAGAACGUAUUUCCCUUUUAAGCAAGGCUAUCUUUCAGUAGCAACUCUACGGGUUGGAUCAGAAGGCAUACAGAUGACAGUUGACGGGAAACACAUAACAUCUUUUGCUUUUCGAGAAACUUUGGAGCCAUGGCUUGUUAGUGAAGUAAGGAUCUCAGGAGACUUAAAACUGGUAUCGGUUGUAGCCAGUGGUUUGCCCACUUCUGAAGAUUCAGAUCAUAUAAUCGACUUAGAAUCUCUUAAAUCACCUCCAGUUCCUCUCAGAAAGAAGAUUAAACUGUUAAUUGGUGUCUUCUCGACUGCAAACAAUUUCAAACGCCGUAUGGCUGUUCGAAGAACAUGGAUGCAAUAUUCUGCAGUGAAGUCAGGAGAAGUAGCAGUCCGGUUUUUUGUUGGAUUGCAUAAGAAUCGAGUGGUGAAUGAGGAACUCUGGAAUGAGGCGAAGACUUAUGGUGAUAUACAGUUAAUGCCUUUUGUUGACUAUUACAGUCUUAUAUCUUGGAAGACUAUUGCCAUCUGUAUAUUCGGGACAGAAGUUAUCUCGGCCAAAUAUGUCAUGAAAACAGAUGAUGAUGCAUUUGUUCGUGUUGAUGAAAUUUUGCUCUCUUUACACCGAGUCAAUGUAAGUCAUGGAUUGCUUUACGGCUUAAUCAAUUCAGAUUCUCAACCUCACCGGAAUCCAGACAGCAAGUGGUAUAUCAGUCCUGAGGAAUGGCCAGAAGAAAGAUACCCUCCGUGGGCACAUGGUCCUGGGUAUGUCGUAACUAGCGACAUAGCAAAGGCAGUUAACAAUAAACACAAACAAGGGCACCUGAAGAUGUUUAAGCUGGAAGAUGUAGCAAUGGGAAUCUGGAUUGCCGAUUUAAAAAAGAACGGUUUAGAAGUAAGAUAUGAACGAGAAGAACGAGUGUAUAACGAAGGUUGCAAAGACGGUUACAUCGUUGCACACUAUCAGGGACCUCGAGAAAUGCUCUGUUUAUGGCAGAAGCUUCAAGAAGGCAACCAAGCCUUCUGUUGCGGUAAUUAACACAAACAUAGCGACAUACCUCUAAAUCCGAAAGAGGGGUAAAUCUAGUGUUAUAUAAGUCUAGCUAGGUUUUUCUUUACCUAUGCGUAUAGAUAAGUAGAGUAUAUAUACCGGUAUUUUGACAACCAAAUUAUUCAUCGACCAAUGUUUUUGUAGGGUUAUUCGAGUGCAGUUUAGCA
Messenger RNA from Erigeron canadensis, 2551 nucleotides. Its product is annotated as beta-1,3-galactosyltransferase GALT1. The record is from RefSeq and is a predicted model, not a curated record. The transcript is spliced from 8 exons. Lineage: Eukaryota; Viridiplantae; Streptophyta; Magnoliopsida; Asterales; Asteraceae. Gene Ontology annotation, molecular function: carbohydrate binding; galactosyltransferase activity. Gene Ontology annotation, cellular component: Golgi membrane. Bases 531 to 2372 code for a protein of 613 amino acids.